AUUUCCGGCUUGCAAUAGGUACCUGCUCUGUCGAUGGGAGAGUGAAAUUUUACUCCCAGUGAACCGGGAAGAAAUGAAGACCAAUGCAUCUCGAAGUUCAAAAACUGAGGACUUGGAAGACGAAGAGAAGAAGAAACCUGCUGGAAGGAUGUCAGCGUACGCUUAUUAUUUACAAACGUGUCGAGAGGAGUUGAGAGAUCGUUUUCCGAACGAUAAACUGGAUUUUUCUCAAUUCACGAGGAUGUGCAACGACCGAUGGAAGACAAUGACGGGGGAUCAGAAGGCGCGUUACAUUCACUUGGCCAAGCGAGAUUCAACACGUUUCUCUCUCGAGAUGAUGAUUUAUCAGGAAGGGAAAUCAAGACCCAUCCGGCGUUGGGAGAAGGAUCCCCGGAGACCGAAGCGAGCC
Notodromas monacha is the source of this 409-nucleotide messenger RNA. Lineage: Eukaryota; Metazoa; Arthropoda; Ostracoda; Podocopida; Cyprididae. The record is from the annotation of a GenBank genome assembly.